AUGAACUCUCAACUUCCAAAUUACAAAUUGCUUAUUGACUCCUGUGAAGCAUACAGCAAGUCACAACUCCACUUCGCGCAGUGCUCUUCAACACUUGCUGCUGCUUUAAAAACGAUGUGCCCGACUGUAGAAGGAUGUAACGAGAUCAACACUGCCAUUCAGAACGUCGCAGGUAUGAUUGAAGCCGAUGCCAACAGUAUUAAGCAGAGUAAUGAAGUAUUUACAGACAACACUACUCGUGUUUUCCGUGGCGAAGUGAAUGAACUUCCCAAGAAGAUCAAAGAGAUGAAAGACUCGAUCAAGACUGAUCGGAAGAAGUCUGAAGAAUCCAAAGAAAAAGCCACGAAGAAGGCAAAGAAUUUAAAGAAAGGGGACAACCUUAAAACACUUAUGGAGAACAUCAAUGAGUGUGAGAAAGUCGUUCAAAAGGGGAUAGUGAAAGGCUUGACUGAUACGACAAAUUUGAUGUGUGAAAUGUAUUGUCAAAUUAUCACUGGGAUGUUCGUUUUCUUAGAGCAACAACAAACGUCGUCUUCCUUGAUCACGCAGUUCCUUGAAAAAAACACUCCAAAAAUUAAAAAGUUGUCGAAGACUCAAAACGUCUGGCCACGCAGAGUAAAAGACUUGAUCAUCAACAAAAAGCAAAUUUUAAUCAACACUAAAUGGCUUUCAGACGAUUUAAAGCAAAUCUUGAAAGACGCCGGUGUCAAACGAAAAGAUCUUGCUGAUCCCGACACAGUACAAAUGCUCUUUGCUAUCAUUACAGAACAAGUUCAAGCCGGAAACAUUCCAGCAGAAAUCUUAGGAGAGUUACAACGGAAAGAUGACGCACCUGAAGUACACUCAAUCUCUUUAACUCCACGCGUUGAUUCAGGCGCAGAAAAUACAGAUAUAACUCCUCCACCUAUCCCUCCUUCUCCUAGAAGUGGUCCUAAACCAAAUGGCGCUCCACCUAAACCAAGUUCGAGACCUAAUGGUGCACCUCCUAAACCAGCUCCUAGGCGUGGGACUGGUGCAGCUAAAAUGGUCGCACCUCCUGCUGAUUUGCUUGCACCACCACCAGGGUUGGCUCCUCCUCCUUUGGCUCCACCACCUGGAGGUGCCGGAGCACCACCCCCUCCACCACCAAGAGGUUCUCCUGCUGGUGGGUCGAUGUUGGAACAACUUGGAAAGGCUCAACUCAAAAAGGUCGACAUGAACGCGCCGCGCCCGUCCGUGGCCAACUUGAACAAAACACAAAAAGUUGAUUUAACCAGUUUACUUGCAAAUGCCAUGCAAAAAAGAAGAGAGGACAUCGCCGAUGACAGCGAUGAUAAUGACUCUGAGGAAAGUGAUGAGUGGGACGAUUAA
This is a messenger RNA of Entamoeba invadens IP1, 1350 nucleotides long. RefSeq lists its product as hypothetical. The record is from RefSeq and is a predicted model, not a curated record. The coding region runs from base 1 to 1350 and encodes 449 amino acids. The transcript has a single exon. Lineage: Eukaryota; Evosea; Mastigamoebida; Endamoebidae.